CGGCGCGGGGCGGCCGCUGCGUGGAGGGGUGCGCCGCGGCGCGCCAGUCUCGUGCCGGUAGUCGGUAGUGCAGCCGAGCGACUCCGGGAGCCGUCCCCGCCGCGUCGUCGCUCGCUCGUAGUCGUAGUGCGCCGCCCGGCCCGCCCCGCGCCGUCGGCGUCCAAGCCCAUGGAUACCCAGAAUCAGGAUGUGGCCAGAAGCCCCGCUGAGGUGCCCAACGACCCGGGGAAGAUGUUCGUCGGAGGCCUCAGCUGGCAGACUAGUCCAGAGAGUCUUCGAGACUACUUUAGCAAAUUCGGCGAAAUCACAGAAGUUAUGGUUAUGAAAGAUCCCACGACGAGGCGGUCGAGGGGCUUUGGUUUCAUCACAUUCGGCGACCCAGCUAGCGUAGACAAAGUAUUAGCUCAAGCAACACACGAAUUAGAUGGCAAAAAGAUUGACCCCAAAGUGGCGUUCCCCAGGAGAGCACACCCAAAGAUGGUCACCAGGACAAAGAAGAUUUUUGUAGGCGGGCUAUCGGCACCCACAACGCUUGAAGACGUAAAGAAUUACUUCGAACAAUUCGGACCGAUCGAGGACGCCAUGCUAAUGUUCGACAAACAAACCAAUAGGCACAGAGGAUUCGGAUUCGUCACGUUUCAAAGUGAAGACAUAGUAGAUAAAGUGUGCGAAAUACAUUUUCACGAAAUCAACAAUAAAAUGGUGGAAUGCAAAAAAGCACAACCGAAAGAAGUCAUGCUCCCAGCUAAUUUGGCCAAGACGAGAGCCGCUGGCCGCGGCGCGUACGAUUUCAUGUGGUCAUUGGGUGCUCUUCCUGAUGGGUUUCCAGCAGCGUACGCCGCCUACGCGGCAGGACGUAGCUAUUCGGGCUAUCCUAGCUUCGGGCUGCCAUACCCUGCAGGUGUAGUGGGAGUAAUACCACCGGAAAGUCGUCUGUUGGUCGGUGCGGAGUACGUAAACGCGGGCGUGCUCGGCCAGAGCUCGUAGAGGCGCGCGCGCCGCCGCCGCUCGCCCGCCUGGGCCACGCCACGCCUUUACACCUCUCUUACACGGAACACCCGCUAAACGGCUCCCGGAAAUUCUUACGAACAUAAAUAAAUCUUUUCUCAAGCGAAAUAGCUCUUUGAUAUUACCGCCCCACGUUCCCCUCUCGAAUCAAGGAAUGCAAUGUCGCAAAAACAAAUGUUUUUGUAAAGUAAGGCUCGAUUUCGCAGAUGCGUGUCACAAUCGCCCGACUAGGUUUGCCCAUAUAGCACGAUACAAUUUGCUCAGAUGAAACAAUAUUAUAAUAUUGAAUCAGUUCUAAUAUCACUGAGUUGCGGUAUCCCUCAGGAAGUAAUUCCAAUAUUUUUAAAUUAAAUACGUAAAUUAAUUAGGUGUCGUUCAUAAUGCACAAGUCUUUCAUGAUUGUAUUGAUAUAUAUUAAUAUGUAACCCAUGUGUCAAAUUCUUUAUAUUAAUAAUUAAGUCUACUUUAUAUUCAUAAGUUUUAUAAUAGUACUUAUUGUUCUUAUCGCUGUUCCGACAUAUCGUCUUAUAUCAUUAUUCGUAAGUUUAUGAUAUUGUGAAGCCGCUAUAUUUUAAAAUAAAGGAAAUUGCCGUUGUAUAAGCAAAACGUUUUAUCGUUUAUUGUCCAAUUUAUCGUUUAUGAAUGGAGGUCGAUCAGUGCCUCAUAUAUUUACCAACACAUAUCGAUUGCGACCAAAAUAAACUGGAAGAGAUAGUGUGUUACCGUGGAGUUGGCUAGCGUGCGGUGAACUGUGUUUAUACGUCAAGUAAGCAGUAGGCCGUCACUUUGACUUCAAACGUAAUUUAACGUUGACGUUCGUUUUUCUGACUCAUCCAAUGCGGCACAUGCAGCGUGGUGCCCGCGGCGCGGCCCUGCCCAGCAAGCCGGUAAGCGAGCAUGUGGAGCGUUCAGGUCGGCCGGCGCGCGCGACCGCCGCCGCAUCGCCAACAUUCCUUACAUUCAACACGCUCGCCCUCAGAAUGCAGCCCGCGAACCAGACAUACCCACACAACUAUUUUGCAUAGUUCGAUCCUCACUUGCACUCUUAUCCGAACCGUUAACGUUUAAACCCCAACAAAUCGCGCUCCGUAUCAUCCCUACUGUCCGUUCCAAAUGAUAUCGAGUUAAAUUAACAGCUCGUCCCACAACAAGUCCAAAACAAAAGUAAGGAAGCGACAUUACGACAAAUUAGCGCCUUGAAACGAAAUUCCUUGAAGGGUCACACGGCCGUCGGUUCGAAUCCAAGUAAUUAGCUGGCGAGGCGGCGAGUGGCCGCGCGUCGCGAACUGUGCCAACUCCAUUUGUAAUUUAAGAUAUUUGACCGUUAAUUGUGUUAGUAACUGUUACGUUUAGUGCUUGUUGCUUAGGUCGGAGCUGAGUGCGACCACGUUCCGUACUAACCUCUACAGCACUUGUUUAGAUACUCAUGUAACCUAGAUGAUAGUGUACCUGUAUAGCGCUCAGCGGGCCCUCGCUGACUUAGCAAUACGAGUGCUGUGUUUGGAUGGGUCAGAAAUUUUAUUUGUUUGUUUUAUUUACUCUAGAUAGAUUUUGUUUUAUGGAUGCCAAUAGAUUUUGACUAUAAAUGCGCUAGUCUAGCGAGCUCCAUCGUCCAUAAAUUUUUAUUGUAGAAUUCCACUGAAUUGGAGUGUGUCCGUGAGUCCAUAAUGGGCACUAUUAGCAUACUAAUCUCUUCUAGUUAGUGUCGUAUUGAGCGCACAAAUCCUGCGCAAUGUGCUCGCUGUACGCACAGUAAGUCCCUUCUCCCCUGCACGGAGCACGCUGCGUGCGUUAGCUGCCCGCUCUGAUACGUAAUAGCCUAUAGUCCGUGUCUGCAUUCACCAACGAGCCGAUACACUCUCUAAACUGCUCCGGACGGGGAUAAGGGAUUUACAUACACACAAUUUGUGUAAAUACCUACCUAGUACCUACCCCUACCUACCUACGCACUGUGUGUGCGAACAAACAGUUUGUGAUUACCAAGAGAACAGCAGUUCGUCAAAGGAGUGUGACGUCCUCUACAUCUCUAGGGCGAGUAACUUUGAUUUUGAACAUUACAGUUUGAUCACUAUCGUUGAAACUUUAGAAUAGUGUAAUCAUAUGUGUAACAUUUGGAAGAUUUGAAUUCAAGUAAAGACUGAAGUGUGGUAGACAUUUCAUAGUGUGUCGGAAUUAAGAAGUAAAUUAGCAGACUGUAGUCGAAGUGUUAAUAGACUAGAUUAGAUUAUAAGAUUUAGACUAAACAGAGGCAAUACCGCGUAGGCUCCGUAGAACAUUCGUGUAACAAAUGUUUUAUAAAAUAGUCUAAAAUCCCGAUAGCCUAGUCUAGCUGAAUUAAAAAUUAUUUCGGGCGAUUUUUAUUACUUAUUGUAUAUUAGAGGAGCUUCAAAUUAGUGUCGACUUACAAGGUUUCUGUGAAAAGAAUAAAGAAUAACUUUAAAGCUGGAAAAUUAAAUUGCUUUUUCUUUGUACAAAAGGUAGCAAUGUAAGCGACUAGAAUAGUAAUUGGUGGUAUAAGAAAAUAUUGUGAUUGGUGGUGCAAACUUUCUUUAGAUGUAUUUAUUGUUGUUUAGCUUUAAGACUUGAUCUAGAAUAGUAUUAUUGUAAUUUUGUCA
Molecule: messenger RNA, 3623 nt
Organism: Spodoptera litura
Lineage: Eukaryota; Metazoa; Arthropoda; Insecta; Lepidoptera; Noctuidae
Source: RefSeq, a predicted model, not a curated record